Rhea pennata is the source of this 1240-nucleotide messenger RNA. It is a transcript of the gene ARPC2, whose product is annotated as actin related protein 2/3 complex subunit 2. Gene Ontology annotation, biological process: actin filament polymerization; Arp2/3 complex-mediated actin nucleation. The record is from RefSeq and is a predicted model, not a curated record. NCBI's taxonomy places the organism in Eukaryota, Metazoa, Chordata, Aves, Rheiformes, Rheidae. The coding region runs from base 121 to 1131 and encodes 336 amino acids. Gene Ontology annotation, molecular function: actin filament binding; structural constituent of cytoskeleton. The transcript has 8 exons. Gene Ontology annotation, cellular component: actin cytoskeleton; Arp2/3 protein complex.
CGCGCGCCCGAGAGCGGAAGCGGCGGCGCAGGCUCGGGCGGGUCCCCGGUGCGCGCAGCGGGCUCGGCUCCCUCCGGCCUCGGCGCCCUGAGAGGCCGCUCCCCUCCCCCCGGCACCGACAUGAUCCUGCUCGAGGUCAACAACCGCAUCAUCGAGGAGACCCUCACGCUCAAGUUCGAGGGCGCCGCCGCCGGAAAUAAACCAGAGGCAGUAGAAGUAACAUUUGCAGACUUCGAUGGAGUCCUUUAUCAUAUUUCAAACCCCAAUGGAGAUAAGACAAAAGUGAUGGUCAGUAUUUCUCUGAAGUUCUACAAAGAGCUCCAGGAACAUGGUGCUGAUGAGGUAUUGAAGAAAGUCUAUGGAAACUACUUGGUAAAUCCUGAAUCAGGUUACAAUGUCUCUUUGCUCUACGACCUGGAAAACCUUCCUGCAGACAAGGAUGCUAUUGUGCACCAAGCCGGCAUGUUGAAGCGCAAUUGCUUUGCUUCGGUUUUUGAGAAGUACUUCAAAUUUCAAGAAGAGGGCAAAGAAGGAGAGAAAAGAGCUGUCAUCCACUACAGGGACGAUGAGACGAUGUAUGUUGAGGCAAAAAAGGACCGUGUCACAGUUGUGUUCAGCACAGUAUUUAAGGAUGAUGAUGACGUCGUGAUUGGAAAGGUGUUUAUGCAGGAGUUCAAGGAGGGUCGCCGGGCCAGUCACACAGCCCCACAGGUGCUCUUCAGCCACAGGGAGCCACCUUUGGAGCUGAAAGACACAGACGCAGCUGUCGGCGACAAUAUUGGUUACAUCACCUUUGGGGGAAGACGUUCACAACUCGUUAACGUUGGGGUCACUGAGGCUGCCGUGGAGGAUGAAGGUUGGGGCACUUGCUACCUGAUAAUCGUAGCUUUUAAUGUUGCACCUCUGUGGGCUCAUAAGGAAUUCAAGCAAUCGGGGUCUGUUUGUACGACAGUUUGGGGAGUAAUCUGCAGAAACGAGCUGUGCUUGCGAGGACUUGAUCGUUCCAAGAAACAAAACCUUAAUCCCAGUUUGAUUGACUUAAUUUCUUUUCUUUUUUUAAUUUUUUUUUCCUUUUCAAGCUGUUUCGCUUUGCAAUAUGUUACCGGAAAUCAGUUGCAGUAUUUCUUAUGAAAAUAAUGCAAUAUUAACUUGUUUUCUUCUGAAUAUUUGAGUUCAAAACUCCUGUAUCUGAAGAAAUACUGUUGGGGGUUCAUUAAUAAAGGAGAUCUUUCUAUCUUAA